This is a messenger RNA of Hibiscus syriacus, 1461 nucleotides long. RefSeq names its product homeobox-leucine zipper protein ATHB-6-like. The record is from RefSeq and is a predicted model, not a curated record. The transcript has 3 exons. Gene Ontology annotation, cellular component: nucleus. Gene Ontology annotation, molecular function: sequence-specific DNA binding; DNA-binding transcription factor activity, RNA polymerase II-specific. The coding region runs from base 362 to 1189 and encodes 275 amino acids. NCBI's taxonomy places the organism in Eukaryota, Viridiplantae, Streptophyta, Magnoliopsida, Malvales, Malvaceae. Gene Ontology annotation, biological process: positive regulation of DNA-templated transcription.
CUUACUUACCUCUCCCUCUCCCUUUCACCUGAAAAAAAAAGCUUCCUUUUUUCUAGAUGAUUAAUGUCUUUUAGACUAAUAAUGUAAAAGGAAAGGAAAAGAAAAUUCAUCCUUUUCUCUAGUUCAGUUGGUCUCUUUGUUUUUCUUGUUACGUUGUUUGACGGGACCUGUGUUAACGAAGAACAAAAAUGGUGAAGUUAAUACAGGACAGUGGUUAUUGUUCUUUAGUUGUAAAAAUGUUACAACUUUGUACAAUUUGAUUCUUGUUUGGGUUUCGUUCUAAGUUGAAUCUAUUUAACAACAAUUUCCAUUGUCAAUUUUUAAAGAAAAAUUGAAGAAAUUGCUCAUCCCAUCAUCAACCAUGAAGAGAUCUGGAAGCUCAGAUUCUUUGGGUGCUUUAAUGUCGAUCUGCCCAAAUUCAGAUGAACAUAGUCCAAGAAGCAAUGUUUACAGUCGGGAGUUUCAGUCGAUGUUAGAUGGAUUAGAGUUAGACGAAGAAGGUUGUUUCGAAGAGUUAACGGUCGUCGGCCAUGGCGGCGGGAAGAAGAGACGAUUGAGUGUAGAUCAAGUGAAAGCAUUGGAGAAGAAUUUCGAAGUGGAAAACAAGCUAGACCCCGACAAGAAAACGAAACUGGCUCAAGAACUUGGCUUGCAACCACGACAAGUUGCUGUCUGGUUCCAGAACCGACGUGCCAGGUGGAAAACCAAGCAAUUGGAAAGAGAUUACGGUGUUCUCAAAACCGGUUAUGAUUCUCUUAAGCUCAAUUACAAUGCCCUCCACCAUGAAAAUGAAGCUCUUCUCAGACAGAUUAAUGAGCUGAAGUCAAAGCUUAAUGAGCCGCCGCCGGUUUCACCUUUGGAUACCUCAUCGGAGCCGGCGGAAUUGAACUGCCCCAGUGGAUCAGUUGAUGGUGGUGGCGACACCGUUUUCCCCGACUUGAAAGACGGGUCGUCAGAUAGUGACUCGAGUGCUAUCUUGAAUGACGAUAAUAUCAGCAGCGGCGGUGGCGGAGGCAGCCCAAGGAACGCGGUGGCGUGUUCAUCGCCGUCGUCCAUGAGCAACUGCUUCCAGUUGUUCAAAACAACUUAUGUGAAGAUGGAAGAGCAUGAUUUCAUCAGUAGUACUGCGGAUGAAGUCUGCAAUUUCUUUGCAGACGAGCAGGCUCCGAGUCUUCAAUGGUGGAUCUGAAUCAAAAGACGUGGGAUUUUCUGGAACCAAAUGCAAUAAGGCCAAGAUUGACGUGGCGGCGGCGGAAGUUGUCAGCGAAUGUGGCGUGGUAGCGAAGGCAGUGGGCGGGCGUGUGGGGGAAUGAUUAGAUCGUAAUGGAAGCUCUCUCUUUUUUUUAUCCUUUUGUAUUUACUUAGUUCUGCUGUAAAUGGUAAAAUCCUUCAAAACCCACGGGGGAGAAAGUAAUUUUCCCCCUUCUAAGUGAAAAAGCAGAAAAAUAAAAGUAAAAAAUC